This is a messenger RNA of Fonsecaea erecta, 396 nucleotides long. RefSeq lists its product as hypothetical. Gene Ontology annotation, cellular component: cytosol. NCBI's taxonomy places the organism in Eukaryota, Fungi, Ascomycota, Eurotiomycetes, Chaetothyriales, Herpotrichiellaceae. The transcript has 4 exons. The record is from RefSeq and is a predicted model, not a curated record. The coding region runs from base 1 to 396 and encodes 131 amino acids.
AUGUCUCUCAAGGACGAGGCCUUCCCUUCCUCCGUGGCCUUCGAUGCCAUCAAUGAGUCCCUCGCCUCCAAUGACGCCGAACGGAAAACCGCCAUCAAGCAAGGGGGCGCCGUGUUCACCUUCAAGCUGACAAACAGCAGCGGGAAGCAAGAGACGUGGUACAUUGAUCUCAAGGAGACUGGAAAGGUUGGCAAAGGCGAGGCGCCCGCAGGCAAAAAGGCCGAUGUGACACUCAUUCUUUCCGACGAGGACUUUGCCAAGUUGCUCACCGGCAAGUCGAAAGCUCAGACUUUGUUUAUGAGCGGCAAGCUGAAGGUCAGGGGAAAUGUCAUGAAAGCGACGAAGAUGGAGCCUAUUCUCGCGAAAGCUGGUGGUGCUGCCAAAGCCAAACUAUAG